Molecule: messenger RNA, 1872 nt
Organism: Diachasma alloeum
Lineage: Eukaryota; Metazoa; Arthropoda; Insecta; Hymenoptera; Braconidae
Exons: 5
Coding region: 1-1872 (623 amino acids)
Biological process (GO): regulation of transcription by RNA polymerase II; gliogenesis
Cellular component (GO): nucleus
Molecular function (GO): DNA-binding transcription activator activity, RNA polymerase II-specific; RNA polymerase II cis-regulatory region sequence-specific DNA binding
Source: RefSeq, a predicted model, not a curated record
AUGGUUGUGCUGAGUCGAGUUGGCUCGCCGACUAUGUCAGCAACUGUUGCCGGUAAUCAACAGCAACAGCAUCCACAUCAGGAGUGGGAUAUUAAUGACUCUAAUGUACCGAGGGUAGCUGAAUACGACACAUGGUCAGAAUGGGCCGACGGUCACGUGCGAAAAGUCUACGGGCCGGACUGCGAGGAGGCCCGAAGACAUGCGUCCGGUUGGGCAAUGCGUAAUACAAACAACCACAACGUCAGCAUCCUAAAGAAAUCGUGUCUCGGGGUUCUAGUAUGCUCGCAAGCUUGUGUUUUACCUGGAGGUGGUAGAGUUCACUUGAGACCGGCAAUUUGCGAUAAAGCCCGGAAAAAGCAACAGGGAAAACCGUGUCCCAACAGACAGUGCACGGGCAAACUCGAGGUUUUGUCGUGUCGAGGUCACUGCGGGUACCCUGUCACGCAUUUUUGGCGACACACAGAGCACGCGAUAUUCUUUCAAGCCAAGGGUCAACACGACCACCCGAGGCCGGAGGCCAAAUCAACGUCUGAGGCGAGACGAAGUGCAGGCGCCGUCCGGCGAGCUAGAGGAUUAGUCGCUUUACUCGCUCGUGACGCAGCACUUGGCUCAAAACUUAUGUCUCUCCGCGGCGGCACGAAACGACCGAACACCGAUCCACUGGAGCUCCCGCCAAGAACUGCCGCCCCACCCCCUCCACUCAUAUCUGACAAAGCAGGAUACUCUUGCUCCUGUCCACCGUUCGAGUGUGUCUGCGGCCUUCAAACGACACUCAGCCAUCCAUACCCCACCCAGCCACCACCGCAGCAGCACCAAGCAAACUUCUACCAACAGCAAACAAUCCCCCCAGAGACACCAUUCUGGCUUCAAGAACCGCAGCAGAAUCACCACGAAACGACUCUUGGCUACUGUCUCCCAAGUCAAGUCCCCCAGGAGCCCGCCUACCCAGACUUUCCGGUCUUCCAGGGUGAGCUCUUCCAGCCCGAGGAGAUAUUUCAGCUGGAUCAGCCUCUGAGACAGGAUUUUCAAAGCUCCCAGGAGGCCGCCACCCGAUCUCCACCAAGCCUCCUCGACCUCGGUAGUGGCAUAAUCAAAUACCAAGUUUCAAAACAGCCCCAGGAAGCUUACUGGCAUCAACUUCUGAGCGAUGAUUCCAGUAGUAGUCACUUGAGCCUUUCCCAGGCGAAUAAUCACGACGAGAGGCUUCAAUUCGCGACGUUUGAGUGCUCUCGAACAUGUUCCAAUGAACCAAUUCCCUACAGCUGCGAAAAACUAUCUAAAGAAGAAGAAGAAGAAGAAGGAGAAGGAGAAGAGGCAAAAAAACAUGACGAGCAAUCGAGCUAUUGGCUGUCCGACAGUCGUGCAGACUUUUCUCAUUACGACGACAAAACAAUGACCUGUGGAAUGAGCAAAAAUCAUCUUGAAGAUUAUCAGAAGGAGAUUGAGACUGCAAUACAUCCUAGUCAAAGUCCAAAUACUCAAAAUACCCCUGUUUUCACAAACUUCGAUAAUUACCACCAAAUAAUCGACACUAAUGUCACGAAAAGCCCUGGCAUCGGUGACCGAUUGUUCCCAGAAUCCAAUGACGGGACGAUUCAACAUCCCCACUCAAGCCCCGAGCCUUAUUUCUACCCUAAUAACGAUCGCUGUCAUUACACUUGCCAAGUGGUUGACACAAGACUCCCCCAAAUUCAACUGCCCCCGAGUAAUUCCGGUAAUUACGACGUUUCUGACAUUGAAAUACCCCAGUUUGUCGAUUACACACUGGUCGGUAUGUUGUGCAAUUCUGGUGAUGAUAAUUUAGCGAAUAAUAAUGUACUUUUGCCCAACUGUCAACAAUCGCCCCACCAGGCGUACGUACAAAAUCAUUAG